CAGCCCGGGCGCGGGUGGGGGGGCGCCGAGUGGGGGUGGCGGCCAGCAUGCUGCUCGGCUGCGGCUCGGCCUCCCACACCCGCGGCGCCCUCGUCCUCGCCAGCAGCGGCGGCGGCGGCGGAGCAGCGAGCGGCGCCCGCGGCCGCAGCGGCGCAGGGUCCGAGCGCGCGGGGCCCGGGGACCCGGGGACCCGGCAUGGCGCUGCGGAGGGGCGGCGGUGGCGGCGGGGCGCUGGGACUGCUGCUGCUGCUGCUGAGCGCCGCGUGCCUCAUCCCGCCGAGCGCGCAGGUGAGGCGGCUGGCGCGCUGCCCCGCCACUUGCAGCUGUACCAAGGAGUCCAUCAUCUGCGUGGGCUCCUCCUGGGUGCCCAGGAUCGUGCCGGGCGACAUCAGCUCCCUGAGCCUGGUAAAUGGCACGUUUUCGGAAAUCAAGGACCGAAUGUUUUCCCAUCUGCCUUCUUUGCAGCUGCUGUUGCUGAAUUCUAACUCAUUUACAGUCAUCCGGGAUGAUGCGUUUGCUGGACUUUUUCAUCUUGAAUACCUGUUCAUUGAAGGGAACAAAAUAGAAACCAUUUCAAGAAAUGCCUUUCGUGGCCUCCGUGACCUGACUCACCUUUCUUUGGCCAAUAACCACAUCAAAGCCCUCCCCCGGGACGUCUUCAGUGAUUUGGACUCCCUGAUUGAACUAGAUUUAAGGGGCAAUAAAUUUGAAUGUGACUGCAAAGCCAAGUGGUUGUAUCUGUGGUUGAAGAUGACAAAUUCCACCGUUUCUGAUGUGCUCUGUAUUGGUCCACCAGAAUAUCAGGAAAAGAAGCUAAAUGAUGUGACCAGCUUUGACUAUGAAUGCACAACUACAGAUUUUGUUGUCCAUCAGACUUUGCCCUACCAGUCGGUUUCGGUGGAUACGUUCAACUCCAAGAAUGAUGUGUUCGUGGCCAUCGCUCAGCCCAGCAUGGAGAACUGCAUGGUGUUGGAGUGGGACCACAUCGAAAUGAAUUUCCGGAGCUAUGACAAUAUUACAGGCCAGUCCAUCGUGGGCUGUAAGGCCAUCCUCAUCGAUGACCAGGUCUUUGUGGUGGUGGCUCAGCUCUUUGGCGGCUCUCACAUUUACAAAUAUGACGAGAGCUGGACCAAGUUUGUCAAAUUCCAAGACAUAGAAGUCUCUCGCAUUUCCAAGCCCAACGACAUCGAGCUGUUCCAGAUCGAGGACGAGACGUUCUUUGUCAUCGCAGACAGCUCUAAAGCUGGUCUGUCGACUGUCUAUAAAUGGAACAGCAAAGGAUUCUACUCGUACCAGUCUCUGCACGAGUGGUUCAGGGACACGGACGCAGAGUUUGUCGAUAUAGACGGGAAAUCACAUCUGAUCCUGUCCAGCCGCUCCCAGGUGCCCAUCAUCCUCCAGUGGAAUAAAAGCUCUAAGAAGUUUGUCCCCCACAGUGACAUCCCCAACAUGGAGGACGUGCUGGCCGUGAAGAGCUUUAGAAUGCAGAACGCGCUCUACCUCUCGCUCACCCGCUUCAUCGGGGACUCCAGGGUCAUGAGGUGGAAUAGUAAGCAGUUUGUGGAGGUCCAGGCUCUCCCAUCCCGAGGGGCCAUGACCCUGCAGCCCUUUUCUUUUAAAGAGAAUCACUACCUGGCCCUCGGGAGCGACUAUACGUUCUCCCAGAUAUACCAGUGGGAUAAAGAGAAGCAACUCUUCAAAAAGUUUAAGGAAAUUUACGUGCAGGCGCCUCGUUCCUUCACAGCUGUCUCCACUGACAGGAGAGAUUUCUUUUUCGCGUCCAGUUUCAAAGGGAAAACAAAGAUUUUUGAACAUAUAGUUGUCGACUUAAGUUUGUGAAGGUGUGAUUGGUGAAUUUAAGACAUGUAGCACUAGCUCUCGCGAGAGAGGACCAAGAAAAAAAAAUUUUUUUAAGCCAAGUUCAGAGCUCUGAAAUUAAAAAUGCACUGAAGAAAUAGUUAGAAGUUUCCAAACUUUUAGAACUCACAUUUUAAUCAGGGAUUGCGUUUCUUGGCUAACUGCAUGACACGUCCAUUCUCCCAUUUAAAAAGACAUCUUAAAGCCUGUAAUUACUGAGAAAAGAGUACAGCGUUAACUCUUGCCAUCCAGGAAGGUAAUGUGCUUUUUUGUUUUUAAUGAGGAAGGAGAAAAUCGGAUAAGCUGGGACAGCUCUUAUAAUGAAAUAAAAAAAAAAAAAAGACCGAACAAACCAUGGGCCCUGCUCAUUCCAUUUUAGCAAUCCUUUUGGGAAGAACGCUUAAAGCCAAAGUCAGCUGAAAAGAUUUGCUGAUGAUUAGUUUAAAAAUCUGAUAACACUCAGCAAUGCUAUUUUGAGCCAUCCCAGUUUCCUGAAUCCCCCUUAAUAGCAGAACGUUGGCUAUUUCAUUGGCUCAUAUGGAUGCUCGUCAUGGGUGUGUUAACAAAAUAAUGUUUGACAUUGCUCCCUCCCUUUGCUAUAAAGACAAUAUUCUGCUGACACAUGUCUAGGCCCAUGACGGCCUGUAGGCCCCGGAGUGACACAAAGAGAUUUUCCCCUCUUCCUUGUGGUUCAGAGCUGACCCCAUGGUGCCCAGAGCAGUAACGGUUCUUUGAUGCUCUCCGUGCCUCAGCUGCUUCUCUGACCCAUCCUUUGAGUUUGUGGGUAACCAGCAGAUAGGCCAAAGACUGAAUGGUGCUUUUUAUUCUGUCCUUUAAAGCAAUAGAACAGGUAUUUCCAUCUGACGAGCAUCUGGUAGAAUUUUUGAAGUAGGAUGUUGUGGCAUCAAAGAGGACUUUACACAAGAGUCCGUGUACUUUGAAACCUUGGGAUGGCUGCUUGAUUGAUGCAUAUCUUUGCCCUCUGGGCAACUUAAUAUUUCAGAUACUUGAAUGCCCACCUCCCUUCUCCUGUGACAGUCCUGCUUUGUUGAUUUGCUGAUGUUGCCGCUGGCCACGCAGCCUGUCUGAUGGUGCUGCAGCCCCCAAUGGCAGGACCUGGGAUACUCCUGACAGCAACGCUCCUCGC
Messenger RNA from Equus quagga, 3004 nucleotides. It is a transcript of the gene LGI2, whose product is annotated as leucine rich repeat LGI family member 2. The record is from RefSeq and is a predicted model, not a curated record. Gene Ontology annotation, molecular function: protein binding. Bases 196 to 1839 code for a protein of 547 amino acids. NCBI's taxonomy places the organism in Eukaryota, Metazoa, Chordata, Mammalia, Perissodactyla, Equidae. Gene Ontology annotation, biological process: inhibitory synapse assembly. The transcript is spliced from 8 exons.